This is a messenger RNA of Lymnaea stagnalis (great pond snail), 22869 nucleotides long. The record is from the annotation of a GenBank genome assembly. NCBI's taxonomy places the organism in Eukaryota, Metazoa, Mollusca, Gastropoda, Lymnaeidae.
AAUCUUAUUCUCACCUUUCCUGUUCGUGGUUGGUAAGUGUUAUUUCACACAUAUUUUGGUAAAAUUUUCUGUGAAUCGCUAUUUCAAGAUAAUAACCUGAAUAAAUAACUUUUCAGAUGAAAUAUUCAGCCACAGUGGAGACCGGAGAAACGAUAGCUAACCUUUAGGACGGACUUUUACGGACACAGUACAUGUAAGUAAAAAUUCUCAUGAUGAAGUAUGGAAGCAGCCAUCAUUGUUAAGUAUAUAUUAUGUUAUGCUUACGUGGUAUGGGGAAAGAGAGGAAAACUGACAUUGGACUACCAUCACAUUUCUUUGACUCCUUCGAAUCAAAGAAUAUUUACUUAGUCCAACCAAUACUAUCUGUAAUUUUCAUUGCUACUGUUGAGCUUCCUUUUAUCCAAAUUAGCCCUAGUAUAAGUCGAAAGCAGCCCUAACUCUAACUUAGGCCAGGCUUAACCAUCAACCAGCCUUAGCUUAGCUAACUCAACAUUGACAUUAGAAAUAACCAACUACCAACUGUUCCAGCAACAGUUAGGGCUGCAUUAAAAGUCAAAAUGCUAAGUUAAGCUAAUUAAACUUGUAGUUUUUAAAGUUAGAAGUCUAAGACUUAGACUAGUCUGAAGUAAAGUUAUCAUCCCCAAAAAUUUGCCAAGUAAGUUAAGUCUAAGUAACUAACUAACUACUAAUAUAUAAUUAUACUAAAUGUAAUAAUAGUAGUAAUACUUACUUGCUUUACAAUUUAAAGAACAGCCACUUAAACUUACUGCAGUUAUGUCUCAAUGAAUUUUGAUUUACAGUUGAGCCUCAAAUAAAGAAAAAAAAUUUAAAAUGAAAAAUGUUUUGUGACCAGUAAACAAUUUGUUGUUUCAUUUAAGCACACAAUGCUACUGGCUCUGUAGUACUUUGGCUUGUUUACAGUAACAGUUUAUCAGACUGAGUGCUCUCUUAAAAUCUCUUAAAAAACACAGAUUUUUAAUUAAUUUUUUCAUAUUUUUUGUUAUUUUAGCCUUUAUUAUUGCCCCUUAAGCCUUAAGAGAAACGUAUUAUUAAUUGGAAUCUUUUUAAUUUGGGAGUAUAUAUUAUAGGCAUUAACAAAUAAUGCAAUACUGCAAAAUCGCUGAUCAAUAUAAUUCUAAAGAACAAAGAGACAUUAAAUGCGGCUGAUUAUAAAAAUACAAUUAUCAAAAUAAAAUGCUGGAACUUUGGAACAGAUUAAUUCAAAAUUGAUUUUAAUAAGAAAAAUUAUUUUGGUUAGUGAACACUUUUAGACAGUCUCCUUAGUAGUUUAAGUUACAAAAUUAUAAAAUUAAAAUGUAACCAGUGUACUUAAUGUAACAGUAGACCAUAGAUGCCUAGAAUUAGAAUAUAACAUUAAAAGUUUUUUUUUAAUUACAAAAAAAUCAGCUUGAUACAUUUAUGAUGAGCAUGCAUUUUAAAAACAUAACCAGCAAAAGUUUGUUUGUCCUGUUACCUGAAAUUUAAAUGAUUCUGUUUCAUUUCAUAUUAUGCUGUGUAACAGUAUUUACAGUUUUGAGUUUAACUUUAAGUCUGAGUUAAAAAUACUUGAAUAGGCGUAAUUUUAAAAUAUUUUUACUUUUGAAAAUUAAUUUACAUUAUUGAUUGUUACGUAGGCCUAGCUCAACAUAUAGUGAAAUUAGGGCCUACUGUCAGUGCCCUGUUUUUGUUGCCUGCUGUCAACAGAAUUGAAAAUGUGCCUUAUGUAACAUAGCAUUCAUUAUGAUUACAGUUUUCAUAUUAUUUUCUUUAAAAAAUAUUGUGCAAAUUAUUAUCCUACUUUAAAUCUACCAUAAUUUGUUAAAAUAAAAAACUUCUAUAGUUUGUUUCAAUGGAAAAAACAACAAUGACACAAUUUGAUAAGUUGUUCAGCAUCAUUCAAAUAUGAAAGGGGUAUCAUAUCUAAGUUAAGGGAGCUAGUUUAUAACUUCAGUUAAAAAGAACAGUCACAGCUGUCUUUUAAAAGACCUAACUUUAUGGUGAUUGGUUGAGAUAUUGACAAUUGUUGUGCAUGACAGUAGAGUUUUUCAGACAUGCAACUGUGUCUCUUUGCAGAUAUUCAAAACAGGUUGAGUGCAAAAAUAAUAGUGAUCUCAAAGAAGGUUUUCUUUUAAGUUAACAAAGUUCAUAUUACUUGUAAAAAGUAAGAGCUUGGAUCAUUUUUUUUUUUUGCCAUGUGGCACACUUCUUUCAAUCUGAAGAUAACUGACCAUGGUAUAUUUCACUAAUAUAAAAUAACUCUUUUUCAAUUAUUCCCAAUGUGUAUAUAUUUUUUUCAUUAUAGCUGUACUGUUCGACUUGGCAAGUCUACAUUAACCUGCAACCUCUAAACCAUGGCAACAAGCAACAAUAAUGAUGGGGCAACAUCCAGCAAGGUUGAUCUCCAAGCAUUUGAACCUGAGUUUCCUACCUACGAUAAUGCGUUCCCUAAACUACCUGCUGAUGCUCGUGCUGAACAACCAAUAGCACCAUCAAUUGCCCCAGGUGGAGCAUGGCAGCCUAAGUUCUUGACCCGUCAAUCAAAGUGUACCCAGGUAUAUUUAAAGAAGUUUUCAUUUCACUGUUACCUUUGGUGAACAGGCUCUUAACUCCAGUGACUCCAGCUACAUCCAUUUUAAUGUAAUGUGUUAUUCUUUGUGGGUUCCACUUAGAAAAUUUAUAAUGUAAAAUUUGGCAUCUUUUUAUACGACAGGUUUUUACUGUUCCUCUUGAGGAACGUAAGUUCAAAGAAAUCAACGAACGUCAAUUUGGUGAAGAGAGUGAACAGAUGAAGAUCUGCAAAGAAAUCAUGCAGAAAACUGGUUAGUGGCAGUCUUGUUGAUUAAAAUAGGAGCAAAUAUGUAUUUGUGACAACAAAGUGUUUCUAAAUUCGGUACUUGAAUUUGUUUUUUAAGGUUUGAAGUUUGUUUAGCUUUUUUUUCUUUCAAAUAAUAAGAAAAUCUAACAAAUUAAAAAUUUUCUAUUUGAAAAAUUGAGUUCAGAAAACAGAAGGAAAAUGAGAAUUAAUAUGUCUGUUCAAUUCACAGUCUAUUACUCCAGAUUUCUUUUUAUGCUUAAAAAAGUUUUUAAAUAAUCUUUCAAAGGUGUAUCAAUUGAAUUAAGCAUGGCUAAGGAUCAAAGUAUGACUCUGGUUAUCAAUGGACGACAAGAUGCUGUUAUGAAAGCUCGACGGGAAGUUGUAAGCAGACUUCAAACUCAGGUUAGUUCAGCAACUAAUAAACACCUUUGCUCUGGUAAGCAACAUUUGGAAAACAUCUUGACAUAAGUCUAGUAUAACAAAUUUAAAACAAAAUGGAAUCCCAAAAGAUUCAAAUAGAUGAAAUGGGUUAUAAUAUUGUUGGGGAUUGCACACAACCCACGAAGUGUGAUUGGCCAAUUUCCUUUAUCUCAACUGUCGGUCGAUAAAAUCGGCCAAGAAAAAUUGCGUUGAAAGAAUAAGUUCCAGCCCAUUAUUUUACACCAAAUAAAACUACUUCCUUUUAAUAAUAAAUAAGCUCCUGUUUUUUGCUCUUCUGUGUCCUUUUUUAAAACUUUGGAGUAAUUUUUUUCAACAAUCUUUAUCAAGCAAAUUUGUGUAAGUAGAUUUUCGCGAAAUGGAUGAGGCCAUAGCUGGACCAUCUGGCUUACGAAAUAAAUCAGUUAGGAAUCUUUUUGUUAAUUCUUAUCAGUUAAUGACUUAAGUGAUUCGGAAGAUGAUUUUCAGAUUACACACGUAGACAUUGAUAAUUCCAAUUAUUUUUCUAGUGGGUCCGAAAGUGAACGUUCGAACGAUUUAGACCUAGGCCUAGAACGAGUAUGUGUUGCAGCAACAACAUGACUCGUUCAAGACUAUGUUACAGAUGAUUUUGUACCAACGAAAAAUAAUUGGAUGUUGUUCUAUAUAUGUUUUCUUAUAUUUCAUUUUAUGGAUUAAAUAUUUAUAUAGCAGCUAUUUAAAUUUUAUCUGUUUUAUGCUAUUUAGUAAUUUUUAUAUUGUUUAUGUUGUGCUUCGUUACUUGAAUGUAAUUAUAGGUAUCGGAAGAAUUUUUUUUUUUAAAGCUAUUAAUAACUAAAACAUAUACAAGUAAUACAUUUUCUAAAAGAUAUACAAAUAUGUUAUCAUAUUAUACAAACAUUAUAAUAAUAUGCCUUUAAAAAAUUGUACUUUGAGGUACUUAAAAUAAAAAAAUGUCAUUAUUUUCUUUAUUCUUGGUCACUUUAAGGUCACGGUCAGCGAGUAUAACAUAUCAUUAAAAAAUAGCCAGUAUUAUUCCCCACUCAGUCUUCUUUCAACAAAUAUAUACUUUAUGGGGUCUAGCUAUAGCAUUAGCAUGUGAAAAAAUCACCUUUUUCAAAGGCACCCAAAAAGCUCAAAAUUGUCAGCGCAGUACAGAAACAUAACAUACACUCUUGGUGGGUUAAUAACUAUUGGUGAAAAUAAAAAACUGUAAAUGUUAAAAAAAAUGGACAAAUUCAUAAUGCAAAUCUAAUAUUAAUAAUAGCCUUAAUUACUGAUACAUCUGAAAACCUCCUGCAGGCUAGUACAGUGCUGAAUAUCCCCAGAGAAUACCACCGUUUCAUACUAGGCAAAAAUGGCAAGAAGCUGCAGGAAAUCGAACUGGCAACUGCGACUAAGAUCUACCUCCCACGCUCUGAUGAUAAAUCUAAUCCCAAUGAAAUCAAAAUUGUUGGGGCAAAGGAGGGAAUUGACAAGGCACGGCAUGAAAUUGAGGCAAUCCAUGAAGAGCAAGUAAGUAUAUUAGGGAAAUCGUGAACAAACAGGUGGAAAGCCCACAAGUAAAAGCUUGGGAAUCAACCAGAAUUGUUAGGUUUGUAGGGUAAGAUCUCAUUAAUGUUGACACCUCCAUUAGCAGCUUGUGAUAAGGGGACAAGUUUUAAUGUUCUUGAAAUAAGUAUAUCACAAUAGUUGUUACCAUUUUGUUUGGGAGCCCACUGGUAGUUUUAAUUAUGCACUCAGUUGUCAACAAGUAGAUGUAUUAGAAGUGGCUUGAUUUGAACAGGGACUAACUGCCCUAUCAAAUAGAGCGAGAUUAUGCAGCAUGAAUGGUUAAAUAAUACCUGACACUUGAAUUUAGACUUCAGGUUGCCAUGGGAGAAUUUACUUGAGAUUCCUAUAGAAAUUCUUUAGUGUUAUAUUAAGUUUUUCAAUUUGAGCUUUUCUUCUUUGUAUGACUAAUCCUAGUUAUCCGUUUGGAAAAAGAAAAAAUAAACCUUAGGGUUUGUAUGUAACAUCUUAUCUCUAUUUUUUUGUCAAGGCCAAAUUAGCUUUUGAAAGACUUCCUAUCCCCAAAGUUUUUCAUCCCUUUGUGUGUGGGCCAAACAAGGAGAACAUCAUCCGAUUGACUGAAGAGACGGGUGCUAAGAUCAGUGUACCACCUCAUAAAGAUGAAAUUGUGGUGUCUGGGGAAAAAGAUGGAGUUUUGAAAUGCAAGCAAGUUAUGAUGGCGAUCUAUGAGGAGAAGGUACAUCAGUGAUAAUUAAGUUCUAGAAAAUAUACAUGUUUCUAUUUGAAAGAAUAGCGUUGAAAUAUUUCUAUCCAUUACUUAAUUUAUGUUUACAGAAGAGAAAGUGUCAGACUGUAUCUGUUGAAGUCAAGAAAUCCCAGCACAAAUAUGUUGUUGGACCUCGCUAUGCCCACAUUCAAGAAAUUCUUGCAAACACUGGAGUAUCUGUGGAAGUUCCAGACCUGAAUUCACCCUCAGAGACCAUAACUUUGAGAGGAGAGCAGGAAAAAUUGGGUCAGGCUCUUACAGAGGUUUACAGCAAGGUAAACUCUUCCAGACAAUCUUUCAUGUAAUGCCCUGGCAGCAAACAACGCUGAAAAAAAAAAUCAGCAUAAGAUAGUGUAAACUUAAAAAAAAUUUUAAGGUCCACAAUUUUUUUUAUUCAAAAAAUUAUCUUGUAAGCCCUGAAUAUUAGGGGUGUGCCGGACCCCGGAAUCCGGUUCCGCCGGAUUUUGCACUAUCCGGUGAAAUCCGGUUCCGCCGGAUUUACAUGUAUCCGGAACAACCGGAUUCCGGAAUCCGGAAUAUACCGGAUUUCGGAAUUUGCCAGAUUUUUGUGACUCACCGGAUCAUAAUCUGAAAUAAAAGUAAUUCUCUUUCCCGAAUUCCACACGAUCACGAUACAUUAAUCGAUUUUUUCGAGCGUUGAGCUUGUUUAAUGUUUAAUAUUCCGUACAUACCAGAGGCUAGAGUCAGCACCGCUAAUAGUGGCCAAUAGUGUAGGGACUUUGAUAAGAAAAUUUAAACUUUUUGUAAAAAUAAACCAAUGGCAUAGUUGAAAAGAUGUAAUUUUUUAAAGAAUUAUAACACCAAAAUCAUAUUUUUAGCUGUUGUAGUUUUAAAGUUAUGAAUUUUUAAAGUACGACUUGGUUUGUCAUUUUUUAACAUGGACUGCAUCUCCACAUUCUGUGAUCUCAUUCCGCCAAUCCCGUCAUGCGCAAUGACUAUAUAGUUUAUAUAAGGCAACGCAUUCCCUGCCUUAUCACUAAAAUACUGUUUAGACUUAGUUUAAACUUUCAACUUUGGCACAUGAAUAAUUAAUUAAAGCUUUCCCUGACCAAUGGUUUAAUAGUUUUUGCACACGGCAAACUCUUAUGAAUGAAACUCUGAGGUAGUACUACGAUACAGUUAUGCAAGUGGCUGUGAAUGGUUGCCAAUGACAACGUGUUGCACACGGUAAAUUCUGAUCAUUUAUAAUAUGGAUUCUACCGGGUUGUUAAAGCUCAAAUUAAAACAUUCCAGUUUAAAUGUCUUUAAAUGCAUUCUGAAACACAAGUUAUCAAUUAUUUUGAUGUAAAUAGUGAUAAUAAAUUAAUAUUUCCUAAGUAUCGUCAACUUCCGCCAUUAAAAAGGGGGGCGUGGCCAACCCCAUGGCGAAAUUAGGUUGAGCGAGCUGCAUGACCUGCUGCGAACGCGUAGAAACAUGGCGUCUCUCGUAAGACACUUAUCCAAAUGGAACGGAACUCAAAUAUAUAUCGAAAGUACUAAUUUAAUAAUAAAUAGACACACACAUCGGAAAAUUAAAAACUCGGAUUUUUUGGCGCCGAUUGCGAAUUCCCAUACACAAAAAGUAGUAGUCCACCUUGACUUACCGAAGUAUCUACCAAUAGUACCAAAAUCAGGGAGAAACCGGAAUCCGGAUUAUUCCGGAAUCCGGAUUAUUCCGGAAUCUGGAUCCGGCGGAUUUCGCAUAAGAAAAUCCGGAUCCGGUUGGACAAAACGGAUCCGGCACACCCCUACUGAAUAUAUUAAGAAAUUUAUCAAUGGUGAAGUGGAAAUCGCAAGGGGUGAGGAAGCAUCCUAUCUUCCAUAGAAACAAGAACAAUAUGUUAAAAGUAAAGCAGCAAUUUCUAAACAUCAUCUAGUGUAUAUCAUAUGAGGAUUUCUCCUCCUGCAAAUUUAUAUUGUUUUGUAGUGUUACUAAUUCAUCUUAUUAUUUCCCUCUAAAUGAAUACUCAUUCCAUAAAAUUAGAUUCGUAAAUUAUAUUUUGUUUUUUUAAUCCUAAACGAUCCAUAAUUUGUAAAAUGUUCUGUGAAAAAUGUCUUGCUAUUUAUUUUGUCCAGGCAAAUAGUGUUGUUUUCUCUGAUGUGAUUGCACCAGCAUGGCUUCACAGAUUCAUCAUUGGAAAGAAGGGUAGCAAUAUCAAAGAGAUCACAGAAAAUUUCCAGAGUGUAAGUUUUACAUUUCUAAAAAUUUUACUUAUAAAUUUAAAAUUAAACAUAAAAGUCACUUUAUUCAAAUUAGUAGUUAAAUCUAUUAAUUGCUUAAAUCUAUUAAGUGCUCAGUACCUUAACUUAAAGAAAAGCAUAUGUUUGCAUUUGUAUAGCUAAAUAUCUUCAAUUGAGAAUCUAUGUUGGCAUUUGUCUGGAUGUUAAACCAAUCAGUCUUUGUUUACUUGAUAGGUUCACAUUGAGUUUACUGAGGGUCAGGACAAAAUUACUAUUGAAGGACCCCCUGAAGAGGUCAAUAAAGCUGUGGAGAAGCUGAAUGCUUUUGUGAAAGAUUUGGUAAUUUUUUUUAAUAUCCUUUUUUUUUAAGUAGGACAGUUACUGUAAGGUUAGAAAGAAUUUAUUUUUUUUAUUUAAAAAAUGUAUUGUGCCUAAAAAUGAAAGAAAUGAGAUUGUUAGAAUUGGCUUCAUUUAUGUGCUCUAGUUGACAAGUCUGUGGUGACUUGUCGAUUAGGAGGCAUCGGCCACUGACCCCCCCCCCUCGGCGUUACCCGGGGUACAAAACUACUGGGCGCGUCCUGGGUGGGCAGACAAGGGAUCUGCUCGGUACCUGCCCUACAUAAAACAGCUCCUACAGGGCUGCCAGUUGUGAUAUUACCCAACUGGAAAAAAUAGGCAGAGACAGGGUAGGGAUCAUGAUUACAAGUUGCCGUUUAUGGAUAUGAGGCGAAGGUGGUAACCUCUGGCCGAUGAUUCUUACUAUGCAGCCCUGAGAAGCUGCUCCAAGGCAACCGUUUCGUCCCAGCUGCAUCGCGAAUUAGUUGCGUUGUGGAAACCCACUGUAGAAUCCCUCUUAUAGGGCGUCUAACGCUUCCCGGGAUGGGUGGGGAAGAUAUUAGGACGUACGUUUUUUCAUCCCAACUCCUGAGAAAGUCGAUCGUGUGCAAACACAGUGUCGGACCGACCGGGUGUCUUUGGGUUACGACGACCCCCCGGCGGAGACCUGGUCGAGCAGACGGGUGGGGGCUGUCCUGACAAAGGGACAUCCCGGACAUGCCGCUCCGCUGCCCGAUACCGGGUUGGAGAGGGGUGUUUUGGGGAGGGCAUAAAGAGUGCAAGCUCGACGGUCCGCUGACACCAUUUCUUAAUGUAAUAUAUAUGUGCUUUUAUUAUGCCAUAGUGGUCUUUAUUAUUAUUUCAGGUCAAGCGCAUGGAUUUUGCUGAAAUUACAGUAGAUCAAAAAUUCCAUAAACAUAUUAUUGGGAAAAGUGGAGCAAACAGUAAGUUUUUUCUGUGAAAACUGUAAAACAAAUAAUAAAAAAAAUAUUUUUAAAAGUUCUGAAUUUCUUUUUUAUUUAUAAUGGAUAGAUAUCUAAUUUAAAAAUUACACUGUUUAAAUUGUACAUAAGAUUUUAAAAAAUAAAGCAUUACAAAUUUUUCUUUUCUAAUAGUUAGUAAAAUUAAGCAAGAAACUGGUGUGGCCAUAAGAAUACCACCCGAUGGUGAAAACAGUAACAUUAUUAGAAUAGAGGGAGAGCCACAAGGAGUCAAAAUUGCAAAGGAACAGCUUCUUGAGAUGGCGAAUAGGAUGGUAAGUUGGCAUUCCAGUCUGCAUCAUUUCUUGAACAGAAUUACAUUUAUGUACUGCUUUACUGUACCUGUUUCUGUUUUUUAUUGUAAUCAUAAAGAACAUCUUUGUUUUUAAUUGUAAUAAUUAUCUGAAUCUAAAGUUAGCAAGCUAGACAGCUGUGGUGGUUAUUCAUUGUGACUAUUGGAUGUUAUAGUCAAGUGUUAUGUAUUUAUGGGUAACUGCGUUCAAGCAUUGUGAAGUAAAUAAGGAGUGAAACAAGAUAUGAUUAGGUUUGAAAAAAAGACAGCUCAAUUAAUGGGACGUUUCUGCUAAAUACAAAACAGACUGGGAGAACCACUUUGUGAUCUUUGAACACUUCUAGUUUUUAAUUUCAAAAUAUUUAUUUUUGUAUGCUGAAGAGCAUUUUUAGGCAUUUAGCCGAAACAUCCUUUUAAUUGCUAUGUUGUUGUUGUUUUUUUUGUCAAGCCUAAACAUAUCUUGUUCCACUAUAUUUGUGUCUUUAAAGUAUAAUCAUUUCACCCCCCAAAAAAAUAAAUCAACUUAAAAUUGGAAGAAUAGUCAUUAUCAAACUUUGUUUUGCAGGAAAAUGAGAAAACCAGAGAUAUUAUAAUAGAGCACAGAUUCCAUCGACAAAUUAUUGGUGCUAAAGGAGAGAACAUUAGAGAUAUUAGGGAAAAAUUCAAUCAAGUUCAGAUAACCUUUCCAGACCAGGGUAAAAAGAGCGAUGUUGUAACAUUACGUGGACCAAAGAAUGAUGUUGACAAGGCUUACAAACAUUUGCAGAAUCUUGUAAAAGAUUUAGUAAGUUCAUCUGAUAUUUAAAUUUAGAUGGUUAUUUUGAUGUUUUUUAUGCUUAAAAAUGAAGGUAAAUCUCAAAACAACUGUUGGAUUACUAUGGAGACUUAAUUUGAUUGAAACAUGAGUUUCAAGCCAUUGAAACAUGAGUUUCAAGCCAGAAUAUGUAGUUAAGAAGAAAAGGUAAAUAAAUACAAUUCAUGCUUGACUGAAAGAAAUCUCUUAAUCACUUUAAACUUUUCUUCUUUUAGAUUGAGAACAACUACCAGGCACAAGUCCACAUAUUUAAGGACUUUCAUAAAAACAUUAUUGGCAAAGGCGGAAAUACAAUAAAGAAGGUAACUAAUAUUUGUUUUUUUAAAAACUGAGAAGACAAUAAUACACAACGAAGAAAAAAAAAAUAUUACUAUUUAUAAAGAAAGUUUUAAAAAAAACGUUUGCAUUUUUUGAAACUCAAAACCUGAAGUAAAGUCCCUGAUUCAUGUAGGUUUGUUUUAUUAUAAGCCCAUGGUGGGGGUGGCCAUUGUUCAAUCAGAUUCUUGCAUUGAUAGAUUUCAUUACAAUCACCAGAUUCGUGAAGAGACAGACACCAAGAUUGACCUACCUAGUGAGAUUAGUGACAGUGAUGUGAUCACAAUCACUGGUAAGAAAGCCAAUGUGGAGAAGGCUCAGGCAAAAAUUGAAGCCAUUCAAAAAGAGAUGGUGAGGAGCUUUUUUAGUUUGUUUUAAAAAUGAUAAUAAUAAUAAUAAAGUUCAUUUCAAAAACACGCUUCAUCCCCAAAGGCUCGAAGCGCGGUACAAAGUCAAAAAAAAAAAAAAAAAAUCUAUAGUUUACCACAUUUAAAACAAACGCAACACGACAAAAACUAAGUACAAGCAUACAAUGGCAAAGUCUUUCUAGCCAUUUCAACCAUAAGCAACACAGCCAUUAUGCAUUGAUGGCAUUGUGGCUUUUUUAUUUUGAUAACUUAUAAACUAAUUUUAUUUUGAAAACUUUCCUUUAAUUAUGUAAUAAAACUAUUUUAAAGUAAUUGUCAGUAUGUGAUUUCAAUGCUAAGCUCGUAAUAAUUUUAUGAAUUUUUUAAAACAUAAGAUUAGUUCAGAUAUUCUAUAAAACUUUUAUUUAAAUUUUAGUGCCACCAGUAGAGAUGUCGAAUGAACUUGAACAUUUUAUUCAACAUUUUGUUGAACAUUUCAGGGCAACAUUAAGGAGUUAACUAUUGACAUCCCAAAUAAGCUGCACAACUCCCUGAUUGGCUCAAAGGGCAGAUUUAUUAGAUCCAUUAUGGAGGAGUGUGGUGGUGUUAUGAUUCGUUUCCCACAAGAGGGAACAAAGAGUGACAAAGUUACGAUCAGAGGCCCUAGCGCUGAUGUUGAGAAUGCCAAACAGCAGUUGCUGGAAUUGGCCAAUGAAAGGGUCAGUUGUAUUUAUUUGUGUUAUAUGAUUCCUUCAAAUUAAUUUAAUAUUUAGGUUAGAUUCAUAUUUUAUAGAAGAAAUGAAAUGUGACAUAUACUCUGGAAUUCGGGUAAUGUUUUAAACCUGAAAAGAUUUUUAUUUUAUUUUGUUAGAAUCAGAAACAGUACAUUAUUUUAUAUAUAUUCCACUAGGUAACAUUCUGAUUAUAUUAUUGUUAUCAAAAAAUAAAUUAAUAAAAACAACCAAUGUUUCUUAUGCAAUAUAUUAAUUUAAUAUAUUUCCCUUAACAGAAAGAUUCUGGUUUCACACUGGAAGUCAAAGCCAAGCCACAGUACCAUAAGUUCCUCAUUGGUAGAGGGGGAGCAACCAUUAGAAAGGUACCCAGUGUAUCACUGGCUUAAUUUAUUUAAAUAAUGAUCUUAGGAAGACUGAAGGAGCUAUUGACUUGUCUUAACUUCUUAGAAAUUAUCAGAUCUACAACUUUAGAAUGUGCCAAAUUAACAAUAUUGAUUUCCAAACACCUCUUAAGAUGUUUCAUACCCAUAAUCUAAUUACCCCACACAGAUUUAAAUUAUAAAGCCCGCUAAACAGCCUUGAAGUUCAAGAAGUUAUAUCCAUAAGACUUUUUUCCUUAUAAAGCAAUCUUAAAAAAAGAAUUUUAAAAAUAGGGGCUGUGACAUCAAAAUGUAAAUUAGCCGACCUUUUCAGUGGAUUUUUUAAAAGGUGAUCGGCAAUCCUUGUUUAAACUUCACUCUUUAUCCUCCUGAUGUUGGUUAUGCUUUAAAGUAAGGGGGCUUUAUUUUUAUGGCAGGUGAGGGAAAGCACAGGUGCUCGUAUUAUUUUCCCAAGUCAGCAAGACCCAGAUCAAGAGACUAUCUCCAUCAUUGGCAAGGAAGAGGGUGUGAAGCAAGCAAAGGCUGAUUUAGAAAGUCUCAUCAAAAGUCUGGUAAAAUAUUCCUUUUUUUUAAUGAAAUUUGUGACUAUGCAGAUGUACAUAAAUUAAUGAGAAAUUUAAAUUUUAAAUCAUUCUUAACAAAACUCAUUUUUUAAAUUAGCUCCUCCUUUGAAAGUUUCUUUGCAUCCUUUGAACAGGACAACACCAUCGAGGGUGAAAUCAGCGUUGAUCCGAAGCACCACAGAUAUUUUGUUGCUCGUCGUGGUGAGGUGUUGCGACAGAUUGCUGAUGACUUUGGGGGUGUGAUAGUUAGUUUCCCCCGAAGUGGUGUGAGCAGUGACAAGGUUGUGAUCAAAGGUCCUAAAGACUGCGUAGAAGCAGCCAAGAAGAAGAUUCUGGAGAUUGUAGAUGAUUUGGUAAGUAAUGGUAACAGAUAGUAAAUUAUCCAUCAGAUUGGGGAUAAGGCUUACUGAUAGUUAAUAUUGUGACAGUAGAAAAAUUUUAAAAUAUUUAUAAUAUAUAAUAAUAUUUAUAAUUGUUUUAAUAGUUUUAAUAAAUAUAUUUACAUUUGUAUUCCUUGACUUUCUGGUAUUUCAAAGACUUUAUUUGGGUUAGCCUCUAUCUUCUUUAAAAUAUAGAAAAUUUUUACAAAGGUGUGAACAUGAGUGUUGUAUUUAGCUGGAAUGAACCUUAAAAAAUGCAUAAAAUUUUUGGGCUUUAACCAUAUCCACGGCAUGGCAUUUUCUGUAGUGUCAAGUGAUUUUUAGCAUUAACAUAUGCUUGUCAGAUAUGACAAAAUUCCAAACUAAAUGAAUUUAGAGACCCAACAAUACAUUUUCUGAAAGUACAUUGGAUAAGGUAUCUUAUGGUACGAAAAGAAUUUGUUUUUUUAUGUUAUGUAUGUUUAUUUUGAUUUUGACCUUUACAGAGUGAGUAAAAUUUUACAACUCGGCAUCUCAAUUAAACCUAACCUAAUACUCUAUAAAUUGUUCAAACUGUCAUAAAAUCAUGUUUUUGAGAUACUAGAAACCAUAUUCUUUCAGAAAAUGUCAAGCUAUAGUUAUCGUGAUUGAUAAUUUUAAUAUUGGUUAAUUUUUAAAAAUUCCAGUACCUUCAAAUUUCUGACAUACAAAAUACAAGGGGGAAGGCACAAAAUAUCAGACAUAAUGAUGGUCAAACACUGAUUAAGCACAAUAAAACCUGAUAAAAGCUUGUUAAUGGACAAAUGUAAAUUGGAUGUAAACUCAUUAUAUAGAGUUAUUUCGCCAUAACCAAAAUACAUUAAAUAAUUUGCAUUUUUAAAGACGAUUUUGUUAGCUGAUGCUUGUAUCAACCGUGACAUCACAAGAAGGGGUUUAACAACCCAUCGUCGGCCGUUAUGAUAGUUUAAAAAAUGUUACACAUUUCGAAUGUGCCAAUGAGAGUUUUGUUUGUCUUUUUAAACAGGAUGCUCAAGUUACAGUUGAAUGUGUGAUACCACAAUCAGAUCACAGGACAGUAAUGGGUAGUGGUGGUAAUAAUGUGCGUGAAGUCACCAAGCAGUAUGACGUGGGCAUCAAAUUCCCAGACAAACCUCCAGUGGCCAAUGGAAGUAAGAUUUAGUGCAGAAAAUAUUGAAUAAUGCUCAUUUGACCAAUAUGUUAUCCUUAUCAUUGCUACUCUUGUUGAAAUCUUCUACUUAAUUACUUACUUAUGCCUUAUACCUCAUCUGGGACAUGGGCUGUAUACAAGAAUUUUCUAUUCAUCUUGGUCCUUUGCCUUCUUUCCAGCUGCUUCCAGCUGUAUCCCAUACUUUGUGUGUCUAUCUCACAUCUCCAUUCUUUGAAAGGAGAGUUCUCAGCUUUGAGGCUUCCAGUAUAACUUGGCUUUGGCUGCAGUGCUUCAUAACUCUUCUUGGGGAAGAAGAGCCCUCUCUUAUCAGGGCUGAAUUUUUUUUGGUUUUUACUACUUGGCGUUUCUUUAGCAGUUUGUUUUUCAUGGUUGAGGUAGCUGGCCUCACACCAACCCACCUCAUUUUGCACCCAGGCAUGGGACCAGUCAUAGUGGAGUUGAAUUCUUCUACAUUCGCUUUUAUUACAUAUUUUCUAUGAGCUGUGUUGCAUUUCAAGCAGUGGUUCUCAAUCUUUCUAACGCUGCGACCCUUUAAUAUAUUUCCUCACAUUGUGGCGACCCCCCCCCCCCCAAAACAAAAUUAUUUUCAUUGAUACUUUAUAACUGUGGAGUAUGUGUUUUUUUUCAGAUGGCAUUAGUCGACCCCUGUGAAAGGGUCGUGCGACCCCACAGGUUGAGAACCCGCUGAUUUAAACCAUCUUAUAUUUUCUCACUGUUAACAAUUAUUGACAAUUAAUAAGAUUAAUGAAUGUAUAUCACUAUAUUGAUACCUUGAUAUUAAAAUAAUUUAGAAUGUACUUCAUGACUCAUUAUCUGCAGAUUCUCCUGAUGAGCCAUUGCCAUUGGUAAAUGGAGAUGCAAGUUCAGAAGAAAGCACUAAUGGACCCCGCAAGGGCGACAUAAUUAUCAUUACAGGCAAACCUGAAAAUUGUGAAAAUGCCAGGAAAGCCCUACUGGUAAGAUUUAAGUUAAGGUUUAUUUUCUUUUGUUCUUGGCUUUAUUUGAUUUCUCUGAACUCUUACAUGGGAACAAGUAUCUUUCAAAUGCCAUUUCCUUAACGUGAGUAAUACAACAAUUAAGACUUACCAAAAAUUGUAAUUAAUGAGGGUCAUAAAUCUGUUGUUGCUGAUAACUGACCUUACUUUCACAAUUUGUUAAAUUUCUAUGGUGUUAAAGGACAGGUGUUCUUUCAUCCUAAUUUUGCUUGCUCACAUAGCUAAACAAUAUUCACAGGAUCUUGUGCCCAUCGUUGAUGAGGUCAAUGUCCCGUACGAGCUUCACAAGUUCAUCAUUGGGCAGAGGGGUAAGGAUGUGCGCAAACUUAUGCAGGAUUUUGAUGUGAACAUCUCCAUCCCUGCAGCUGAAGAGCACAGCGAUGCAGUGAAGAUUCGUGGUCCUCCAGCCAAUGUCAGGAGAGCCAGAGAAGCCAUCUUGGACAGAGUGAACCAAUUGGAACAAGAGAGGGAAGAUAGGGUAUGAGUAAACGCUUGCAUUUGAACCAUCCCAAGUUUUAUAAGAGAUGCCUCAUUGAUUUCCUCUGUCCGUACUGUAAUGAGUUGACUUGAAUAAAAGGGAUGGAGUUGUUUCUUUUUUCAAUAACUCUGUCCAAAAAAUUAGGUUUUUGAUUUGACUUUAUUUCAACAGUUCCAAAAUAUUUUAUAUAUAUAAUUUUUUUAGAACAUGAAAUUUUAGUAAAGUUAUUUUUAUUUAUUUAUUUUUGUUCUUUUCUCAUGAAAAGUUUGACUUCUCAGUUACUGAAAUAAAUUUUGUUAUAACUUCUCAUUUGACGGUUAAAUUUCUUCUGAUUUUAACAUUAAACUAGUUGAGUUUGUUUGUGAAACAUUUAUUUUCUUUUUUUUUUAAAUUUGUUGACAAUUUACAAAUUUCCUAUGCACCCAAAUAAUUUAUAUAAAUAUGCUGAUUAUGGUAAGACAGUCCAUUAUUUUAGUGAAGUUAAAUAUGCUGAUUGUGGUAAGGCAGUCUAUUCUUUUUGUGAUAGCUAAUUAUGCUGAUUUUGGUAAGACAGUCAAAUCAUUUAGUGUAAUUUUAUGACUAAUUUUAUCUCAUGUCAUCUACAGGAACUGAAAAGCUUCAGGCUCACAUUAGAGGUGGAUGAAAAAUACCACCCAAAGAUCAUUGGACGCAAAGGGAAUGUUAUCUCUGUCAUCCGCAAGAAUCAUGAUGUAAACAUUCAAUUUCCAGACAAAGGCAGCGAAAACCCCAGUCUUAUCUCAAUCACAGGCUACCAACAGAAUGCAGAGGCGGCCAGGGAAGAUAUUCUGAAGAUUGUUAAGGACAUUGUGAGUUCUACAUUAAUUGGGCUGCAUCUGAAUUCAUUCAUUGCCUUCUGAGUUCUUUUCUUUAAUAACUUAAAUUCCUAUGCAUGAAGUAUUAAGUUCAAAGCCAUCGAAAGAGAAUGCUUUUAAACAUUUCCAUUUAGACAAAGCUGUUUUCAUUUAUAGAAUUAACAAACACUUUCAUUACUCAAAUUAAUUUGCUUUGGAAAUUUGAAAGUAGUUUUUUUUUGUUGUUUUUUUAAAAAGUUUGUACAAUUUUAUUUUACAAUGGGAGUAAAAUAAGAAUUAACCAAAAAAAAUAAAUUUGAUCAAAAUAAUGAUAUUUUUUGGAAAUGAGUGAAACGUUUUGUUGCAUCCUAUUUUCAGGUUUUCCCAUACUUUUUUCGCUCAUUCCCUUUUACCUAACCUGAUUGCUUAUUGUUUUUUGGACCCAAACAAUUUGAAUAAAUAGCUCAAUGUAAUUGUAUGUUGUCAAUGUAAGUACAUAAUUUUUUCAUUUCAAUCACAUCCGUUAUGUUCCAAUUAUUUUUAGGAGGACAUGUAUGUGGAAGAAGUAAAAAUUGAUGCUCGUGUUCAUCCCCGUAUCAUUGGUGCUCGUGGCAGGGGUAUUAAUAAAUUGAUGGAAGAUUUCAAUGUGGAGUUACGCUUCCCAAGACCCAGUGACCCUGACCCAAGCAUUGUGACUAUAACUGGUGCUGAGGAUAAUGUCCUUGACUGCAAGGACUAUUUGCUCAAUAUGGAAGAAGAGUUUGUAAGUUCAUUUUAACCUCAUUUUUAAAUCCUUAAUGUUAACUUUGCUUUAAUCAGUGUUUGUGUGGGGAAAAUCUUUGAAUUGCUAAUUGACCCACUUCCCAUCAUCCUGCUGAUGACAUCACAUUCUAACAAAUUUUCAGCCCCAACCCCCAGAAAUAUAGUUUUUCCUAUUUUCCAAGGGGAAGAUGAAUGAAAUAUUUGUUCAAAGGGUUCCUGCUUUGAUUUGGAAAUAAAUGGUAAAGCUGUUGCUAUGUGCUUUGUAUUUGUGAGGUAUUUGGGUUUAAAUAUAUCUUUGGUCUAUUAGGUUUUACAUGCACCAAGUUUCAUAAAAACCAUUCCCAUACCAAAAAUAAGUUGCUAAAAUCACAUAAAUGAUAUAUCGCAUGCAAUACAUAAAUGCUGACAAAAAUGGAUGUAAAGGAUUCAUACAAAAAACUUUGUUUUCAUGGGCUGUUCAAGUAAACAAAAGUACACAACAUAUCCUUUAAUUUGAUAGGUUAGUCUGCUUUCUUCUGUUGCCUGUGUGUAAAAUGCAUUUGUUUAUUUUGCUGCAGCUCCAGGACUUUGUUGACCAAGAAUAUAUCCGUGAUUUGACAAGACCACCCAGUAAAAGUUCUACAGAACCAUCUGCACCAAGGGAGCCUACUCCAGGUUUUGUGGUGAAGGAUGCCCCAUGGGACCGCGCCCCUGAUACAGCCAGCCAGGAGGAGUUCCCCAGUUUUGGAGCGGUGGUAGCUCCCAAGGGACGUUCAUGGGGCCCCAUUAGGAAGUAAAAGCUGGUCCAUGGCCACACAAACCUAUGGGGUUCUAGAUGACUGAGAGAGCUUAUAAAAGUUCUUUUUUUUUAAAAAUUGUCCAUGCUUUCCUUAGUCCCCCCACCCCCUCCUACGUACUGUCCUCCAUCUCUUCUUUUUUUUCCUUUCUUAACACCAUUUUGAAAUGCUUCAAGAAAUUUGAUGCUCUUUCUGUUCACACAUUCAUGGAGGGAAAAUCUGCUCACUGUUGACCAAAACAUCAUGGGCUUUAAUAUUGCCAGUGGAUGUAUAACAUUAAGAGCAGAUAAAACAAAUGUUUUGUUGUUGUUAUUGUUUUUCAAAUAAAAGCACAGGGAUGAAAUAUUUUAACCAGUUUAUGUAAACAAAAAAAAAAUAAUAAUUGUGUUUAUGAUGGCCUGAUAUGCAUAUAUCAAUUUGAUUGUUAUAUUAUAGCUAUGAUUUAAACAAAUUACAGAGGAGCCCUUUUGCUUCAUCAGUUAUUUAGCUUUUUGUGAGAGAGAUAUUUUGCAGAGGUAAAGUUGAUGUUAGUUGCUCUUUCUUUUGUCAACCCUCCCUUUGAUAACCAGUUGAGGUUAGAUUUUGAAGCAUGUUGUCUGGGUUGAAAACUGUUAAGCAAUAGUCCUGUCGGUUGAUUGGUAGAUAGGGGUCUGAAAGAAAUCACUAGAUUCAAUCUUAGGCUGCUGGUUAUCUUAUCCAGGUCAGUACUUAUUUAGUGAGUGUCAGGCAGAGUUUAAUUAAUGCAGUGACCGGGUUUAAUUCCUGGCUAUGUGCUCAGGGUGUUAGUGAGGCUCUAGGAGCCCAGGUCUUUAAGAGGUUUCCAUAAUCAUAGUCUGCUUUUCCCAGCUAUAUAAAUAAAUACAUAACUUUGGGGCCUUUAGUUGAUUUUGCCCAGGGUCCACUGGGUACAUAGCAUCCUGGUGCUCUCUUUCAGCUCACAUUGUAAUAUGAGGCUUUCAAUUUGACCAAUAUUAUUUCAUCACAGAGAUGCUUAGAGCUUCCAGCAAAAAAAAAAAGGAAUCCUAUUUAUUCUGAAACACCCCCAUUAAUAGAUUUAUCAAAUAUUUUAAGGGAGACCCUGGCGUCUAAUAUUACCAUUGACCUGGAUAGAUCACCAAGUGGCAAUGGCUAGAUGUAUUUUACCCUUGAUUUUUCUAAAGUAAUGGUUCUUUUAGAAUGUAAGGUUCAAACAGCCAUGUUAAAACCAUUCCAUAACAAGUGUGAAUUUUCCUGAUUUUUUUUUAACAUUUGAAAUUUUGUUUGUGAGCAUUGAGAAAACAUGUCUAGCCAAAUGUUGUUUUAGGUUAGAAUAAGCUACUAUGGUGCAUAAGGGAACAUAUCUGAGAAGCAAUUAUAUGAUUUGUACAUUAAAAUAAUGUAAACUUCUUUUCCAGCCCACUUCUUUGUGAUAACUUUUUUUUCUUGACAAAAUUCACCAGAGGAAUUUUUAUUUUUUUUAUUGAAUUUCAUAUAUGCUGAUUUACUAUUGAAAAAUUAAUAAAAAGGUAAUGCAGUCAAGCCUGAGACAAAGUGUGAUUUUGAGAUGUGGAAGAAUCUUAUCAAAUGGAUUAGAUACAUGUCACUCUAGGUUAUUUAUAGAGAAACAUGUGGUGACUUACCUUAAAGGUAACUGAAAGGUACUUUGACAAAUAUUGGGACUGAUCAUUUCCUAUGUUUUCAUGGCUUUGUGUUAGUCUUGGAAAUUCUAACAGAAACUUAAUUCUUUAAAGAUGUGGGAAAGUUUUUCAUAUAACGUGGAUACGAAAGAGUUUCUGCAAGUAACAGUUUGAGAAUCUGGCACUUUUAUAACAGAAUGUGCAUUUGUUGUUUUGAAUCAAUCUUUUAAUUUUUGUUCACUUUCUCUUAAAACCUCAGUAUAUUCAUAAAAUGUCUAAAAGAUUUGCCAUGACACAUAAACACAAACAUUUGAUAACUUAAAAACUGUGGAGACAUAUUUUUUUAGUUUGACCUUCAUGUUAGCAGCAGUUGAUGGGUCACUUAUACAACCAGUAGAAAGCCUAGAGUCAUUUGAGUGUGCUGGUUGGCAGAGUCUGUUCAUCCGCUAUAAUUUCUAUUAUUUCAGAAAAUAAGAAAUGCAUUUCAUUAUUCUUCUUGUUUGUAUGCAAAUUGCCAUUCGCAAAGAAAUUCCACUGGUCUCAAAUGGGAUGCAUGCUUAAACCAAUCCAGCUAGUCACCGCCAAUCAAUAUGACUAUAGGCUUUUUUGUGUACUUCGUAUUUUAUCUGUCCUAAGUCAUGUGUUGUACAUAAAUCAAUUUUAACUAAUCAUUCAUUACAUUUGUCUCUUGCAAUAAGAAAGUUUUGUUUCACAAUGAUUAUAAUGCUCAUGAAGUUUUCUUUUUAAAUUCAAACAAAUAUGCAAUGUACAUUUCCACCAAUGCGUUUGGUCCCCAUAGUCGACCCUUGCCUAUCAUACCAUAACCUCUAUCACUUUCCCCUUUCAGCUCAGUUAAUUCUCUCUAGUCCCACCAUCUAUCACACCAAAACUGAUUUUUUAAAAUUAUAUUAUUAUUAUUAAAAUAUGCGGCUCAAGCUAUUGGAUUAAAUCAUUAUUUUUUUUAAGCUAACAGAGGUUAUUUUCAUGUGAUGAAGAGACUCCGUAAAAAGAUUUCAUAUUUGAAAAGCACCCCAAUUAUUAGCUCUUUGACUGCUUAAGGAAAGUGGAUACCCACUCUAACCACUACAAGAGCAGACACAACUUGGUGCUCUUUCUACUGAAGCAGCCUCUAGGUUUGAAUUAUAUUUAACUUCACGAUUUGGGCUCUGAAUGCUUAAACAUGAGAUGCAGGCUUUGAAUCUCUCCGCUCUAGUAGUCACCAUUUUAUCUUCACAAACUUGAAGCUCAGUAAUACCACAAGAAACACACCUGUCAUGCCAGUGUUAUCUCAGCCUGGGGUGUCGUCUUUGUCUUUCUCAUGUGUCUCUUCCAUUUCAAAUGCGAUAAUCCAUUUGAAUUGAUUCCUACUGCAUUUUACUUUUUUUUUUCAUCUAUUGAUUUUAUGUUUGUUACUACUACUACUACUACUACUACUGCCCCAUAGCACUUAUCUAUUUUAUGAAUAUACAAUUCUAUUUAAGUCGAUGGUUCGCAAACUACGGUAUACAUUUUACGACAAAGGUGACAAUACUUUUAAUACAGGCAUGGACUGAUAAUACAUUCAUCCUGCAAAGCAAAAGUGGUGAUGGUAGAACAUCCUUCAUUAAUUCAUUAAUAUUUGUCAGUGUCAUAAAAUGGAUUAUUAAUCAAUUCAUUAGUUCAAAAACCACUGAUUCAGAGGAAAAAAUUAGGGGGAUAAAUUUUCCUGCUCAUUCCAGUUAAAGGUCACUCUAAUUUUGUUUCAGUGUUGUCACAGAUUGCCAUACCUCAUCUCUCGCUCCAUACAGGAAUGCACACGACUUGUUACCGUUCAGAUGAACUUUUUUUUCUUGAUAAAAAGUUAUAUUUAAGUCUUUUUUUGACAGGCUUAUUUUUUUUUUAAAAAGCAUUUAUCUUCUAUUUGGAGUAACAGCAGCGAGUGACAAGAAUGUGAAGCAAUUAAAAAAACAAAUUUAUAUGUCAUGUUAUAUUUUCAGAUAAUUAUAUUUUAUUUAUAGAAAGUUUUUAAACAUUGAAAAAGAAUGAGUUGACCCACUUACUGUUUGGGUUCCUUCAUUAGUUUUUUUAAAAUAUAUAUGAGAUAUAUUUAUAUGUUCACUAGGACAGAUUUGGGGGCUUUGUAAUUGAAUAAUUGCCUUAUUUGAAAACCGUUUUUCCAAAAUUCACUCCACAAAUUUAACUUUGAAUAAACUUGUCAAACAUCAAAACAUGCUUAUAUUUACUAAUCACUUGGUACUGUCAAGCGCUGUUGAUAAAAAAAAAAAUAUUAUGACAAUUUACAUCAUAAGGAUGUAGGAUGUUGUAGGUGGGGUUUAUUGUGUAUCUCAGCCAAGUGGUUAGUAGCAGAGAUUGAAUUUUGGGAAGACGUUUUUAAACAAAUCCAUGAUUAUGAUGUUAUGUGUGGUUAUGAACUAGGAAUCUAGCUGCAACUCGACUGGUGGAGCAUUGCAAAACACCUGCUCGUAAUUGAACAUAAUUGUCAAAUAAAAAAAGAAAAAGACCAGGUACUCCAACUACCCACAUUAUCUGGCAUCAUUGUUGUGAUUUUUUUCUCCAUAUAAGUGAAGUUUUUGUCCAUAUUUCAACAGGUGCCAGUAUCCCAUAUGUCAUUAACAAAUUUUGAAAUACUUUACAUCAUUUUUUUAAAAAUAAAUUGCACUCCCCCAAACAAAUUUCAGAGUUAAAGAAGUGAAAUUUGUUAAGCUUUUAACACAAUCUUUCAUUCUCCCAUACACUGCCCCACUCCCUUUUACCUGUAUUUAGAUUUAUUAUGUAAAGAUGUGGGUGAUGGGGCUUAGGCGCAUUAAUUACAGUUUGCCUGCUUAUGGUAGCUGUUAGAUGAUAGCAUGACAGGUAUGGUGGAUGGGUUGGCCACAGAUGUUCAUGAAAAAGUUUGAAACAGAAUAAUGUUGCUUUUUUUCCCCCCAGUGUUUUUUAAACUUCAUUUUAUGCAUAGUUUGUUUUUUUUGCAAUUAUAAAAUUUUCAUAACAUAAAAAAAAAAAAAAAAAAAAAAUUUAAAAAAAAAAAAAAAAAAAAAAUAUUUAAAAAAAAAAAAAUUAUUUAGCGAGUGGGUUUAAUUAUGUAUGUAAUGAAUCAGAUUUUUUUUUUUUCAAGUGUGAUGUGACUUAAUAAUGUAAUUAUAUGAUGUACAUAAAAAAACAAAUUUCAACAACAAAAGAUUAGUUCAUUAAUUAAGGACUGAGUGAGAUGUUUUUGUUAAAACCAUGGGGCAGAAUAGCAUAAGUUAAGGACACAUGACUUAAUGACAGUGUUGUUGACGAACUGUAAGUGGAGUGAAUGAAUUGAGAGCUUCUAAAAAUAAUUUUAAAAAUGUCAACCCUGUUAUUGGAUGGUCCACUAAAAUUUUAAUGCUGAUGUAUAUGAUUUUCAUUGGCAAAAACACAGAAAUAAAUGUAAUUAUAAAAUGUG